Molecule: messenger RNA, 1509 nt
Organism: Motacilla alba alba
Lineage: Eukaryota; Metazoa; Chordata; Aves; Passeriformes; Motacillidae
Gene: SMIM7
Product: small integral membrane protein 7
Exons: 5
Coding region: 32-259 (75 amino acids)
Source: RefSeq, a predicted model, not a curated record
UCCCCUCGGCCCCGGAGCCGCCGCCGGAGCCAUGAUCGGGGACCUGCUGCUCUGCGGGACGCUGCUGGUGAACGCCGGUGCCGUGCUCAACUUCAGGCUGAGGAGGAGGGACACGGAGGGAUUCGGAGAGGAGCAGAGGGAACCCACGACCGGUGACAAUAUCAGAGAGUUCUUGCUGAGUCUCAGGUAUUUCCGAAUCUUCAUUGCCCUGUGGAAUAUCUUCAUGAUGUUCUGCAUGAUUGUGUUAUUUGGAUCUUGAAAGCCACCCAUGGACACGUUGGAAGAGACUUUUGGCUGGGAACAAACUUUUCUAGAAGUAAAAGAUCCUGCUGCUCUCCAGCUGCAGCCCCAGGCCCGUGGGGAGCUGGGACGUGCUCGUCCCCUCCACAUUCCUGCUCUGCCAGGGCUUGGAGCCACAACCUUCACGCAAAUUAUCUCAGCUUCACUGAAAGAGAAUUUUGACUUGGUUUUCUAAGCUCAGAGUGAGAGCAGGGGAGAGCUGGAGCCAGUUUUAAACCUCUGCCUGUGCCAGCUCGAGUUACCCCUGUCCAAGUCACACUCCUGAGUUCUCAGUUUUGUGUAAAAGUUGAGCAGAGUGUUCUUGUAACUUCUUACUAUUCCUUUCAUUUUUUGGAGGUGUAGAAAAGGAAUAUUCAAGAAAAAAAUGCCAUUCUCACCUUCUCCCUGUUUUUCCAGAAAAAAAAAAAAAAAGCUUUUAAAAUUAAUAUUUCAAAGGAUUUUUUUUCCUAAGCAAUAUGUAAGGGAUUUUGAGUGGGGAAAAAUGGCAAAAAUCAUUCUCUUAAGCCAAUGUUAAGAGAUAAUUUUGGAAUAAUCUUGGAUUUGGUUGAAUAAAGUUCUAUUUAAGGGUAAAAUAUAUAUUUGAUGUCAUGUUCAUUCUGUUACAGGAGAAAUUGAUUCUGUAUUGGUGUAUUUUGGGAAAUUGUAGAUAUUCCUGUAAUCUGUCUGGAGUCUUGUGUUAUUUUUAUUGUUGGGCUUUCUGACCAACAGCUUUUCCCCAGAAUCACCGAGCUCAUUUAAGAGAGUGGGGUGCUGAGUAUCUUUUAAAUCAAACUGUAAACUGUUAGUGGGCCUUCCACAGUUUCAGUUUCUUUAGCUGUUGAGGAGAAAGACACAUGAUUUAAAUUAUUCCCUGGCACAUAUUUUAGGGAGUAUUUUGAAUUUUACCUGGUAGUGAGAUGCAAGUGUUGGGCACCUGCAGCAUUUUAUUUGAGUCGCCUUCUUGGUUGAACUGAAGUUUUCACAUUAAUGAAACGUGACAGGGGAAAGGUCAUUUGAGGGAGGCUGUAAUGAACCCAGAAAAAUAUACAGACAGGCUCCUUCAAAUGUGGUUUGAGCCAUCUGGAAAUAUGUACAACCUUUGGUUAAAUUUAAACACAUUAAUUGUCUGUAAUUUUGGUAUAUUUUAACCCUUUUCUGAUUCUUUAGAAUGAGAUCAAAAAAAUAAAAAGUACGAUACAGGGAUUGAACCAAUAUAAUUCUUGGAAAACA